AUGGCGCCCUCAGCACCUCAUAUCGCCGCCCAGUUGCGGCACCUCAUAUAUUACGAUCUAGACAAUAACUUACUCAAAAAUGCACUUUUCCUUGCACAAAGAUUAGUCGCUUACGAGUCAAGGUCGGCCGAGGCUGCGUUCCUACUCGCUCACUGCCAGUACCAGUCUGGAUUUGUCAAAGCCGCUUACGAUACAGCCCGGCCCUGUGGCUCUCGAGGGUCACAUUUGGGGUGCGCCUACGUGUUUGCGCAAGCAUGCUUAGAGCUCGGGAGAUUCGUCGACGGACUAUCCGCCCUUGACAAGAGCAAAGUAUUAUGGCAGAACAGAAGUACCUGGAAUCAGCACAGUGAGACACGGCGGCAGCACCUUCCAGAUGCUGCCGCAGUUUUGUGCCUGAAGGGCAAGCUAUGGAAGGCGCACAAGAACCUCGACCAAGCUGUGGACUCUUGGGCGCAGUCACUCAGGCUGAAUCCGUUUAUGUGGGAUGCGUUCGAUGGCUUAUGCGAAGCUGGCGCACGCGUAAGUCUCCCCAACAUCUACAAACUGUCACCAGAAAUGGAAGCUAUCGCCAAGCAAGCGCAUGCACAGUCCUCGAGGGCCGACAAUGCAGCAGCGCCUGUCGCAGACAAGCCCUCUGCGACAAGCCUGCCUUUACAAGCUCAGGCCACGAAUCUCAACCAGACGAGCGGAGAUCCAUUUAUGUCGACUUCGAAAACCACCGGUCACGGUAGUACAGCACUUUGGGAGAAGCUCAACGGCAGUAAAGUCAGCGUCAACACUCUGGCUAGCUCUAUAGAGGAAGACGGAACCGCCACACCGUCAACGAUUGCAGACCCAGAUGAUGGUGUUCUCCACGGCGGACCUGUAAGUGGUAUCUACGAGGCUCCACCCGCUCCCAUUCGGAAGGCAAAAAGCGCAAACGAGGUUUCGGCUGAACCUGGGUCGAGAUUCAAGCCAAGUAUCACACGAGCACGAGCCAAGGCCAAAGGUGGAUCUGACGAAGCAUCAAUCCUCCCUGAUCCAGCCCCUCCUGCAGCUCCCUCUAAGAGAACGAUCUCAGGACAUGUUGCCAAUUCCGCCGCGUCACAGAUCAACGGUGCCGAGGGUACGAGGAGGAGUAACAGGCUGCUGAACACCUCGAGACCUCCCAGUGCCAAUGGUGCCACCUCUUCAAAGCUCUCAUCGUUCACGAACUCAUUAGGCCUUCGAGAAGGUAGGGACAUCAAGAAGGCUCGUGCACCGACCAUCAAAGGUAGAACCGCAACGGCGUCAACUGUGGGAAGAGUGGUCAGUGGGAAUCGUACAAGGACUGGCUCAUCCGACGAAGUGGACGGCAGAGAGAAAACAAUACCUCCUGUCCCAUCGAUAGCCAACCACAAAGUCCGGACCGAGCCACAGCCGCAGCUACCCAACAAGCAUCUGGAAGCACUGGAAGCACUUUUCGAUCUCCACAACAAGAUGGGUACUGCUCAAAUGGCACUCUCUAACUACGACUGUCACGUUGCCAUACAGGUCUACAAUUCCCUCCCGUCCACGCAGCGCGAGACGCCGUACAUCCUUGCCCAGAUUGGAAAGUCGUACUAUGAGCAAGCAUCCUAUGCUGAUGCCGAGAAGUUCUUCGUCCGAGUGCGGCAGCUCGCUCCCUCUCGACUUGAAGACAUGGAAGUCUACUCUACUUGUCUCUGGCAUCUCAAGUCUGAUAUUGAGCUUGCAUUCCUCGCCCAUGAGUUGAUGGCUAUUGAUCGCCUGUCGCCACAGGCAUGGGUUGCGGUAGGCAAUUCUUUCUCCCUUCAACGCGAGCACGAGCAAGCCCUACGCUGCUUCAAACGCGCGACACAACUUGACCCUGGCUUCGCCUAUGGCUUCACGCUACAAGGCCAUGAAUAUGUCGCGAACGAAGAAUUUGAGAAAGCGCUCGAUGCCUAUCGGGCCGCCAUCGCCGCAGACAGCCGCCACUACAAUGCCUGGUAUGGUCUCGGUAAAGUCUACGAGAAGAUGGGCAAGUGGAGCAUCGCGGAACAACACUACCGCACCGCCGCCAGAAUUAAUCCUACGAACGCGGUCCUGAUCUGCUGCAUUGGAGUUGUGCUCGAGCGCCUCAAGAAGCCAGUAGAGGCGCUCGCGAUGUAUUCGCGUGCCUGCAGCCUGAGUCCCAACAGCGCACUGAGCCGCUUCAAGAAGGCACGAUGUCUGAUGAUGCUGAACAAGCCCCGAGAAGCGCUCAGCGAGUUGAAGAUCCUGCAGGACGUGGCACCGGACGAGGCGAACGUUUGGUUCCUCAUGGGCAGACUCUACAAAAUGCUGAGGUCGAAGGGAGAUGCGGUGAGAGCAUUCACCAUGGCGCUCAACCUGGACCCCAAGGCCGCCCAAUAUAUUAAAGACGCGAUGGAGAGCCUAGACGACGAUGAUGACGGACUUGAUGAAGACGAGGACAUGGAUUAG
Cyphellophora europaea CBS 101466 is the source of this 2442-nucleotide messenger RNA. RefSeq lists its product as uncharacterized. The record is from RefSeq and is a predicted model, not a curated record. Gene Ontology annotation, biological process: cell division. The transcript is spliced from 2 exons. Lineage: Eukaryota; Fungi; Ascomycota; Eurotiomycetes; Chaetothyriales; Cyphellophoraceae. The coding region runs from base 1 to 2442 and encodes 813 amino acids. Gene Ontology annotation, molecular function: protein binding.